GGUAGGGUUUUGAGCAGAGGGCUUGUUGGCCUGCCGGAAUUUCGUUUUUUUUUUCCCCAUCACUUCCUCGAGUUUUCUCAUCAACCAAACGGGGUGUGAGGAGCUAGAAUGCAGUCGUUCAUUGGUGGGAGUAUCCGUUUGGGUCAACGACAAGGUUUUCCCAGAUGGAACCGUGCUCAAUUCAAAUCCUCAGCAAAAGCUUAUCUGCCUUCUCAAAGUAGCAGCAAUGCAGUCCAAGGAACCAACAACUCAAUAAAAUCUCCCAAUAAUCACCUCCUGCAGUUUCUAGGACAGACAACAUUCGUAUCCCAAGCAAAUGGCGUUUGUUCAGUUCCAGUUUUGUCUCCAUUGGCUGCAAUGAUGUCUUCAUCUUCAAGCAUAUAUAUGACAACAGCUGCCUUUCCGAAUAUGCAUUCUUCCGAGCCUUUCCCUGAUGUGCCGACUCGAAUUAAAUUUAAGAGACUUGAUAAAACUGCCAAGCACAUAAUGCAGAUUGUGGACAAGGAAGCAGUGGAGGAAGUGAAGAGGCAAAGGGAUGUACCUGAGAUAAAACCUGGCUACAUUGUGCAACUCAAAGUGGAAGUACCUGAAAACAAGCGGCGCCUUUCAACAAUAAAAGGCAUUGUUAUCGCGAGACGGAAUGCUGGCCUGAAUACUACAUUCCGGAUACGGAGAAUGGUAGCCGGAGUUGGGGUUGAAUCUCUCUUCCCAUUGUAUUCCCCAAAUAUAAAGGAGAUAAAGGUGUUGGACAAGAAGAAAGUGAGAAGGGCUAAGCUUUACUAUCUCAGGAACAAGAUGAACGCUCUUAGAUGAUCUUUAAAUAAGAAAUCGAACGCGGUUUCAUUGCGGCAAAGACGGUAUUUCGAGUUGUUUCUCGGAUGAGAAAUUCCUCUUAAUUAUCUUGAUUUCUAUUGUGACAAAGUAGGCAUUAAUUAAAGUGUUGUUAGACUUGCUAAAAGGCUUAUUCUAUAUAAGGGCAUGCAUGCAUCUUGAUAUCA
Messenger RNA from Hibiscus syriacus, 998 nucleotides. RefSeq names its product 50S ribosomal protein L19, chloroplastic-like. Gene Ontology annotation, molecular function: structural constituent of ribosome. Lineage: Eukaryota; Viridiplantae; Streptophyta; Magnoliopsida; Malvales; Malvaceae. The transcript has 5 exons. The coding region runs from base 109 to 813 and encodes 234 amino acids. Gene Ontology annotation, cellular component: ribosome. The record is from RefSeq and is a predicted model, not a curated record. Gene Ontology annotation, biological process: translation.